Messenger RNA from Seminavis robusta, 537 nucleotides. NCBI's taxonomy places the organism in Eukaryota, Bacillariophyta, Bacillariophyceae, Naviculales, Naviculaceae. The record is from the annotation of a GenBank genome assembly.
AUGGAUCCAGCUCUCCUGACCGGUUUGGGUGCCGCCUCGGCCAUCUUCUUGACUGCGAUUGGCUCUGCCAUUGCCACUUCUCAUGCCGGAAUCUUUGCCCUGCGCGGCAACAGCUGGAUGAAUUUCGUUCCCGUCGUUCAAGCCGGAGUCUUGUCCGUCUAUGGGAUCAUUAUCGGUUGUCUUCUCUGUUUCAAACUAGAUAGCGGGAAAGAGUUGAGUCAAGUCGAAGGAUACCGCAACUUGUCGGCGGGACUUGCCGUGGGAUUGGCCUGCUGGGCCAGUGGAUAUGGGAUGAUGUCCUUUCUUCAACAGAUCAAUGACGGCAAAGCAGGAGUCGGCGACAGCAAACCAGGAGAUGGUUCCUCGCGCACUGUCAGUAGCGAUGCCGCCCCCGAACGAGAACCGCUUUUGCCACCACCACAAACAGGAGGACAGGCGAGUCCACUUUUUUUCAAGAAAUUUGUUCUCGUCAUGAUCUUUCUCGAGUCAGUGGGUCUGUACGGAUUGAUUGUGGCAUUGUUCCUUGUUGGGAAAUAG